This is a messenger RNA of Haemonchus placei, 1575 nucleotides long. The record is from the annotation of a GenBank genome assembly. Lineage: Eukaryota; Metazoa; Nematoda; Chromadorea; Rhabditida; Trichostrongylidae.
AUGCUGGUGUUAUUCGAAACCGCGGCGGGUUAUGCCAUGUUUAAACUGUUAAGCGACAAGAAAUUGAAAAAUGUUGAUAAUAUAUACGAAGAAUUUAGCACGGCAGAAAAAGCCCAAGAAAGUUUGCAAUUGGUGGCAUUUAAAAAGUUCAAAAGCACAACGGAAGCCGUUGAAAGUGCGUGUGCAAUACAUGAAGGAAAAAUCAACAAAACUUUGAAGAAAUUGCUAAAAGGAAAAGUUACUGAAAAUGAACAACUUGCUGUGGGCGACGCCAAGUUGGGAAACUUGAUCAAGGAGAAACUAGAUGUUCCAUGUGUACAUACUCCUGCAGUAGCCGAACUUAUGCGUAGUAUUCGUGCGAAUAUCGAGUCAUUACUAGAUGAACACAAGACAGAGUUAAACGCUAUGAAUUUGGCCGUAGCUCAUUCUCUUGGAAGGUACAAAGUGAAAUUCAAUCCUGAGAAAAUAGACACGAUGAUUGUGCAGGCAGUGUCUCUUUUGGACGACUUGGACAAGGAGUUGAAUAAUUAUGUAAUGCGAUGCCGAGAGUGGUAUGGAUGGCAUUUUCCUGAAUUAGGGAAGAUAAUUCAAGAUCACCAGGCUUUUGCUAAGGUGAUUAAAGCCAUUGGUAUGCGGCAAAAUGCAAUAAAUGUGGAUCUUUCUGCUGUUCUACCUGAGGAAUUAGAAGAGAAGGUUAAAGAGGAAGCCGAAAUAUCGAUGGGCACCGAUAUAUCUGAACUGGAUCUCAUCCAUAUCAGUGGCUUGUGUGACCAAAUUAUCGAACUUUCUCAGUACAGAGCUCAACUUUUUGACUAUCUUAAAAAUCGGAUGACUGCAUUGGCACCGAACCUAACCUGCCUUCUGGGUGAACUUGUAGGAGCGCGGCUCAUCUCCCACGCUGGAUCUCUUGUUUCAUUAGCCAAAGCACCCGCAUCUACAGUUCAAAUUCUUGGAGCUGAAAAGGCUCUGUUUCGUGCUCUCAAAACUAAGAAAGAUACUCCUAAGUAUGGUCUAAUAUAUCAUGCUCAAUUGAUCACCCAAGCUCCUGCGAAGUUGAAGGGAAAGGCUCUGUUCCGUGCUUUGAAAACUAAGAAAGAUACUCCUAAGUAUGGCCUGAUAUAUCACGCUCAAUUGAUCACCCAAGCUCCUGCGAAGUUGAAGGGAAAGAUGGCUCGCAAAUUAGCCGCGAAAUGUGCUCUUGCAACCCGUAUCGAUGCCUUGGCAGAUGAGUCAAAGGGAGCAGAGAUAGGCAUGGAAUGCAGAGCUGGGUUGGAAGCUGUGCUUCGUGGGGAACAAGAACGUGGGCCGAAAAGAAUAAGUGGCGGUUCUCACAAACACGAAAAGUAUCACUUCAAAAGCGAGACAUAUGAGUACGACGCUACCAACGAUGUUCCAAAGAAACCCGUUAAACGGCGGUUUGAGGACGAGGAGGAGGAGCCGUCAUCGAAAAAGAUUAAGGUGGAAGAGGAAGGCGAAGAAGCUGUCGCGGUUCCGAAAUCUGAAAAAAAGAAAAAGAAGAAGGAUAAGAAGGUGAAAAAAGAAGCAGCAGAGGAGGAAGUAGAAGUAGAGGAGUAA